Messenger RNA from Hydractinia symbiolongicarpus, 1299 nucleotides. RefSeq names its product THAP domain-containing protein 7-like. Bases 129 to 401 code for a protein of 90 amino acids. NCBI's taxonomy places the organism in Eukaryota, Metazoa, Cnidaria, Hydrozoa, Anthoathecata, Hydractiniidae. The transcript is spliced from 2 exons. The record is from RefSeq and is a predicted model, not a curated record.
CUCGGAUCCGGGUUAAUCACUGACGGUAAUUUUCUGCGCAUGCGCGAUUUACUGCAGUGAAAACAAACUCUCCUGGAGCAGUCAUUUUAACCUAGCGAAGCUGGAGUGAACACAUAGAAGUUUUUAAAAUGCCAAAUAGUUGUGCUGCUUUUGGUUGUUCAAACCAUAAUUUAAUGGAAAAUAAACCUGGAUUCUACAGAUUUCCGAAUAACAACCCAGAACGAAGAAAAAUGUGGAUAAGUGCAUGUAAAAGGAAAAACAAAGAUGGUACUGCUGACUGGAACCCAACUGGAAAAAAUGUUUAUCUCUGUGGGAAACAUUUUACAACUGGGAAACCAGUAAAAGAUCCUGCACAUCCUGACUACAUACCAACUAUAUUUGUGUAUACACAAAAUAAUUGAGAAAAAAACAAGAAGAAAAUAGAAAGAUUCGAGUCAGCCAAAAAAAGAAGCCUAGCAAAAGCAAGAACACCCGUCGCACCAAAAAAACAGCGUACCUUAAAUUUUGUUUCACCAGGAAAGCCACCAUUACAGCAAAGUAACACAUUUAUUUCACCACCACUAUCACCAUGUUCUAGUACUACAUCUCUGAUGUCACCACUGCCAGAAAUGCCUGAAAUGGAAGUAGACUUUUCUCUUUCUUCACAAACACAACAUUUAACACCAGUAACUAUAUCAAGACCAACAACCUUAAAUGCAAGUACCCAGACCACAAGCUCAAUUUUGGAUAAUAAACAUUUAAUUGAAAUAACAAAUCUGACAGAAGCUCUUCAAAAAGCAAAAAUUACAGUUAAUGAUCUUGAGAGUAAAUUCAUAUGCUAUGAACAUCUGAAAAAAAAGCCAGCAAAAUUUAAAUAUUACACUGGAAUAAACAAAGAUCAAUUUGACACUGUUUUUGACAUGGUGAAAGAUUCGUUGCCAAAAAAAUUUUGAUCGAAGAUGCCUUUCAAAGAUCAGUUGCUGAUGACUCUUGCAAAGCUGCGUUUGAACCUACAAUUUGAAAAUAUGGCAGACCAAUUCAACUGUCCAAGAAGUACUGCCCAUGAAGUAUUCCAAAGGUGGAUCGACUUACUCUCUACAAAAUUAUCAUGGCUAAUACAUUGGCCUGAUCAUGAUGCAAGCAUUCACUCUCUUCCAAAUGUUUUCCGACAAUAUUUUCCAAGGUUGACUGGUAUUAUUGAUUGCACUGAAAUUUUUAUUGACAGGCCAAAAAAGUCCUUUAUAAUUGCAAUAUUGGGAACUGUAAAAAAUUUUUUAUCAUAAGCAAUACAAUUGAAAAAGUCUUGACCAGGAAUCGAAC